Molecule: messenger RNA, 1557 nt
Organism: Helianthus annuus (common sunflower)
Lineage: Eukaryota; Viridiplantae; Streptophyta; Magnoliopsida; Asterales; Asteraceae
Product: transcription factor MYB119-like
Exons: 4
Coding region: 1-1557 (518 amino acids)
Biological process (GO): regulation of DNA-templated transcription
Cellular component (GO): nucleus
Molecular function (GO): DNA-binding transcription factor activity, RNA polymerase II-specific; RNA polymerase II cis-regulatory region sequence-specific DNA binding
Source: RefSeq, a predicted model, not a curated record
AUGGAAGGUGGUGGGUUUCAUAAUCAUGUGAAAUUACAAAAGCAUCCUCCUGUUGCUCCUCCAUUAACAGCCAUUGGAAGGUUCUUGCAAGGUCAAAGUGUUCACAAUCAUUUUCCUCAUCACAAUUUUGUGAAGAACAAAGAAACAUUAAUCCCUACAAAUGGGGAUUAUGGUUUUUCUUACUAUUCGAAUCGAGGGAUCCGCGGCUUGUAUGAUGAAUCUAUCCCUAUGGACAUAUCUUAUCAUGGUGGUUUUCUAAAGAAUUAUCAAAACAUACAACUUAACAAUGAAGUGAUGAUCAAAUCUAGUACGAAAAUGACAUCCAAAGGCGGAUGUAGUAAGAACUUAAUCAAGGGACAAUGGACAGAUGAAGAAGAUAGGAAACUUCUUAAACUUAUUAAAGUGCAUGGAGUUCGGAAAUGGUCUCAUAUUGCUGAGCAGAUGAUUGGUAGAGCCGGUAAACAGUGUCGCGAGCGAUGGCAUAAUCAUUUGCGCCCUGAUAUCAAGAAAGACACUUGGAAUGAGGAUGAAGAGAGAAUGUUGGUAGAAACUCAUCAGAAGCUUGGUAACAAAUGGGCUGAAAUCGCGAAACUAAUACCUGGGAGGACGGAGAAUGCGGUCAAGAACCAUUGGAAUGCAACAAAAAGGAGGCAAUGUCGUCGCAAGAGCAAGAAUAAUGAUGCCAAAAAUAGAAAGUUGAGGUCUUCUAUUUUACAAGAGUACAUUAGAAGCAAGAUUACUAUUACUACUAAUCCUAGUGAUCAUAACCUCCCUUCCACCGCCACCGAAACCACAAAUGUUAGCACAACUCCGGGCAGUUCCGCCACCAUCUCCAAUGACAUCAACUUUCCUGAGCUACCAUCUAUAGACAUCACUCAAUCGCAUGACGAUGAGUUAACUUUCAUGCAAAACUUUUUUGGAGAUAACAACUCCAAUGAGUCCUCAUAUCACACCAAAGAUUCCAAAUCCUCUUUGCACAUAAAUCCACUUGGGAUUAAUGGCAAAUCACACUAUCAAUUUACACCAUAUGCAUCAAAGUCCAACGAGUCAAUCCACAUCAAUGGUUUGGAAUCCUCUUUAGACAUGAAACCCCUAGCUUUUAGUGGUAAUUCACAAUUAGGACUAGCUAAUUCAUCUUCAUCAAUCUCCAAUGAGUCGGUCCACGUCAAAGAUCCGAAAUGGUUUAGCGGCAAUUCACAAUAUGCGUUUGAUUUGUCUUCAUCAAUUCUUCAUGAUGAUAACUCAAAUAUAUGUUUAAACCAAGAAGGUUCCUCGAAAACUCGACUCGCUCCUGAUGUUUAUAUGUCUUAUCUCCUGGAAGGAGCCACUACAAUGUCUAACUCUAGCAGCCACAAUGGAGACACUAAAAGUGAGUUGGGGUUUGAUGCUGAACAAAGUGCUGGUUUAGGUUCUCCAUCAAAUGGGAAUAAAGAGAUGGAUCUGAUGGAAAUGGUGUUAUCAGCUUCUCAGUUUUACCAAGAGAGUAUCGAUCGAAAGGAAACAAAGUUUGGUGAAAUUUACAGGUUGAACCUUUUGAAGGGCAAAGAGUACAUUUGA